Punica granatum (pomegranate) is the source of this 1282-nucleotide messenger RNA. The record is from RefSeq and is a predicted model, not a curated record. Lineage: Eukaryota; Viridiplantae; Streptophyta; Magnoliopsida; Myrtales; Lythraceae.
AUAUGACUGAUUUUCUCUUGGCAAGUUGCCACCUACCUAACAAAAGAAAGAAGUAGGACCAACAAAGUCGUCAAAAAUGGCUUCCAUUCCCCAACAAACCAAACUCCCAUUCAUUGACUUCAGCAACGGACGCCAUAAGCUGAGCCCCGAGGAUCCCAAAUGGGCCGCCCUCAGGACCCAAGUGAGGCGAGCUGCUGAGGAAUUCGGGUGCUUUGAAGCUCGUUUCGAUGGAGUCCCCCCAGAUCUUCAAAAUAUUUUGAUAGGAUCACUGCCGGAGCUGUUCGACCUACCGCUGGAGAUGAAGCUGCAAAUCUUUUCAAGUAAGGCAUUUCAUGGGUACCUGGGGCAGUUUCCCGCAAUGCCAUUAUACGAGAGCUUGGGUAUCGACUACUCUGAUCAGCAUGAAAAGGUAGAGGAGGCAGUGAGGGCUUUGUGGCCUCAAGGGCAUCCAACUUUCAGUAAAACAGUACAGUCCUAUUCGGAUAAUCUGUCAACGUUGUACCGGAUCGUUAGAAGGAUGAUCUUGGAGAGUCUCAGUCUUGAAAAAUAUAUAGAGGAACAUCUAAGCACCACAUAUUACCUUCUUCAAGUCAUGAAAUAUAAAGAACCGCAGACACCUGUAAAAAAGUUAGGAGUACACGAGCACACGGACAGGAACAUGAUGACGAUACUGCAUCAGAACCAAAUCGAUGGGCUUGAGAUCCAGAGGAAAGACGGGGAGUGGAUCAGUCUUCGACCCUCGCAGGAGUCGUUCAUAGUUGUGAUUGGGGAUUCUCUUUAUGCAUGGACAAAUGGACGGGUUCACAGUGCGAACCAUCGCGUCAUGUUAAGCGGAAGCCAGGUGAGGUAUUCGGUCGGACUGUUCUCAGUCCCAAAAGCUGGAUAUAUAUUAAAGACACCAGAUGAGCUGGUGGACGCAGAACACCCGUUACUCUUUAAGCCCUUCGAUUAUGCCGAGUUCCUUAAAUUCUACUGGACCGAGUACGUGAAGGGAGCUGACUCUUCUCUCAAGGCUUAUUGUGGUGCCCUGUAACAUCCCAAAAGGAAGAAGAUAUUUGAUGUACGUAAUACUGCUGGUGUUAUCGUGAUUCUUUUGUAUGCAUACUGGAUGUAAUUUUUCUUCCCUGAUUGGACAAUAACAUGCGCGAUGUAAUUUGAUUUGCCUGUUAACUAGGAGGCAUUUACCCUGAUCAUGGACCAGAGUUCUUUUAAGCCUGAGGUGGGACUUUUUUUUAGUAGGGAUUUUUUUUUGUCAAUGAUAUUAUGGAUGUCAACGUAUUGA